Ananas comosus (pineapple) is the source of this 976-nucleotide messenger RNA. Its product is annotated as peroxisomal membrane protein PMP22-like. The record is from RefSeq and is a predicted model, not a curated record. Lineage: Eukaryota; Viridiplantae; Streptophyta; Magnoliopsida; Poales; Bromeliaceae. Gene Ontology annotation, cellular component: membrane; cytoplasm. The transcript is spliced from 7 exons. Bases 171 to 728 code for a protein of 185 amino acids.
GUAUUCCAUUAAUACUCCCUAGUCUCCCCCCUUACGACCCACCAACCCCUUUUCUACAUUUCUCACCUUAAAACCCCGCUAAACUCUCUCAAAAUAGUAUUUAGAUCCCGUAGCUUACCAUUCGAUUGAGUGGGUAUUCGCUCUCUCUCUCCUCCCUUUUUGCUGUAGCCAUGUCCGAGGUCAUCUCCGAAGCGUGGACCGCUUAUCUCAAGCAACUCCAACUCCACCCUCUGAGAACAAAGGCGAUCACUUCUGGGGUUUUGGCUGGUUGCAGCGAUGCGAUUGCUCAGAAGAUCUCAGGGAUCAAGAGGCUCCAAAUUAGAAGGUUGCUUCUGAUCAUGCUUUAUGGCUUUGCUUACUCGGGGCCAUUUGGUCACUUUCUGCACAAGCUUAUGGAGAUUAUCUUCAAGGGCAAGAAGGGGAAAGAAACCGUGGCCAAAAAGGUCUUGUUGGAACAGUUGACUACUUCACCGUGGAACAACAUGUUCUUUAUGAUGUACUAUGGGUUGGUAGUUGAGGGCAGGCCUUUUAGUUCAGUGAAGAGCAAGGUCAAGAAGGAUUACCCAUCUGUCCAAUUGACUGCUUGGAAGUUUUGGCCACUUGUUUCUUGGGUGAACUAUCAAUAUAUGCCUCUCCAACUCCGAGUUCUUUUCCACAGCUUUGUUGCUUCGUGCUGGGCUGUGUUUUUGAACCUAAAAGCGCGAUCAAUUACUGUUAAGAAGGCUUAAUUUGAAGCUAGAAACCAUGAUAGGUUGGCUGCUACAUAGCCUCUUCUCUUUCCAAGCUUCGGAGGGUCCUUAAUAGAUUAUUCAUCAAAUUAAUAGUUUGUUGCCACAUCCCUGUGGACACAAUAUGAUGAGACAUCAUUACUUUGUAUGAUUUUAUAUUUGAAUAGAAGUGUUUACUGGCUUGUUCUGCCGCAACGUGAUCCUGGUUCCAUAUCAAUGAUAGUCUCUUAACAUGUUGCAUUUUGUUC